Messenger RNA from Solanum dulcamara, 857 nucleotides. RefSeq names its product pollen-specific protein C13-like. The coding region runs from base 179 to 664 and encodes 161 amino acids. The record is from RefSeq and is a predicted model, not a curated record. Lineage: Eukaryota; Viridiplantae; Streptophyta; Magnoliopsida; Solanales; Solanaceae. The transcript has 2 exons.
UAAUUAUUCACUUGAUUCCCGACGCCCCCAUGUGACUUUACUACUGUCUGCCUGCCAGCCCAUCCACCGACGCCUUUUCCCCCAAUAUAUUCACAUCAUAUCUUACCUCUCUUUCUCCAAUUCUCUAUUCCCUUCAACAACAAGAAGCAAAAAGUUAAAGAGAUUCCGAGUUCAAAAAAUGGCAAGAUUGGUUGCAUUCGUUGUUCUUUGCUUACUCUCUGUUACUUUGGCUACUGCCACUCCCGCUGGCAACCCUUUCCUUGUUAAGGGUAAAUGUUAUUGUGACACUUGCCGAUGUGGAUUUGAGACCCCUGCUACCAAAUAUCUUGCUGGAUCUAAGGUUAGAGUUGAAUGCAAGAACAGGAAGACCAAUAAAAUCACAUACUCAGUUGAUGGUGUGACAAACUCACAGGGUGAAUACAACAUCUUGGUCAACCGUGACUGUGGUGAUGAUGUCUGUGAUGUUGUGCUCGUCGAGAGCUCUGAUAAAGCAUGUAACAUCCCCAAUGCUGGUCGUGAUCGUGCCCGUGUUGUCCUCACCCGCAACAAUGGCAUGACCUCUGACGUUCGUUACGCCAACAACAUGGGUUUCCUCUCCAAUCAGCCUCUUUCUGCCUGCACUCAGAUCCUCCAGCAAUACCAAUUGACUGAGGAUCAAUAUUGAAGGAACAACAAAUGAUUUCAUAUGAAUCUUUGUUUGAUGUUUAGGGCUCCUCAUUUAUUGUUAUGAUUAUGAUGUUUUAGGCAUCAAAAUUGAUACUUGUAUCUCUUUGUUAUUGUUUUCUGGAUGUUCAACUUUUCCUUUUAGUAUAUGAGGAUAUUUUAAUGGCUCAUUAAAAUUAUUACUUGUGCUUAAA